AUGAUCGGCCUUUCUACGGUGAACUGCCUGAAUGGUGGUAAGGGGCGCUUAGGCCCCUGUGUCACAGCUCUGGGAAUCAUGGCCUGCGUCAUGGGCGCCUAUCCAUUGCUCAACUACAUCCCUGUUGCUGCCUUAGCCGGCAUCAUGCUUGUCGUUGUGCUGCACACCUUCAAGUGGUUCACCAUCCCCAUGGUGUUGGCUGCUUUCCUCCCGAAGAGCAUGCGUGAGAAGCUGGGCCUGCAGCGCAAGGUGCCGCGGAUAGAUGCCAUUGUCAUCAUCAUUGUGACGAUCCUGUGCAAGUGGCCGGCAGGCACCAACAUCGCGGUGGCUGUGGGCGUCGGUGUUGCAAUCUGUUCGGUGUCGUACGCCUGGAAUUCAGCGGACACGUUCGAGGUCAUCGUGUCAGAGAAGGAAGAUGUGAAGCAGUACUUCAUCCACGGGCCGUUCUUCUUCACCUCCGCCAACCGUUUCCUGAAGAUUUUGAAUGCCGACGAGGACCCAGAAAAGGUCGAAGUCGUGUUCUCCGAAGCCACGUCUCUCUUCGACUACUCUGCCAUGCAGGCCAUGAACAAGGUCAGCGCUGAGUACAAGUCCAAGGGCAAACAGAUUGUGUUCAAGUCGCUGUGCUCGAAGAGCACGAAGUUGAUCAACAAGGCCUCGCACUUGAUGUCCGAGACGGAGUACACAGAACGAGACAUGGAGGUGGCCGACCUCCACGGCGUGGAGUGGGGCGGCGGCGAUCUUCCCGAGGGCGGUGAGCUGGGCCAUGCCCUGUCGAGGUACGGGCUGCCCAGCCUGCAUCCUGAUCAUGGCUCCCGCAACGGAACGAAAGACUCUCCGGCACAAGUGGUCAGCGCCAACGACCUGACCGUGGUUGUGGGCAACGUGAACGAGGCUGCAAACGUUCUGAAGGAGCCAACCCGGUCGCCCUCGCGAACUCGGCGCACGCCUGGAUGCAUCGUGGUGUGCCCAUGCGGAUCUCCUAUUUGA
Symbiodinium necroappetens is the source of this 990-nucleotide messenger RNA. The record is from the annotation of a GenBank genome assembly. NCBI's taxonomy places the organism in Eukaryota, Dinophyceae, Suessiales, Symbiodiniaceae.